GGCAGGCUGAGAGGGACUGGCCGCCCUCACAGCAAGAUGUACUGACGGGGGAGACAGCGUUAUCUGAGAUAAGCUGGUCGGCAUGCUGUGAACCGGGCUGGUGGAGCGAAUUUUAGUUUCUUUUUCAGGGAAGAGCGAAUGUCGCAGGCGGAUACUGUGGGGAAAUGAGUAACAGAAUGGAGGGUUCGGCGGGACCAGGUGUCAGGGCGAAUGGACCCAUCGCAGCGCCCAGCAGCCCGGUGAGCUCCCCCACAGGCCCACCUCUGUCCCCAGAAGAGCUGGAGGAAGAGCCACAGUCAACUCUGACAGAUGUCACUGAAAUGUGGAUUAAGUUCGGCAAGACUUUUGCCAUUAUCUUCCCGAUCUAUGUCUUGGGGUACUUUGAGUUCAGCUUUAGUUGGGUUCUGAUUGGACUCGCCAUGUUGUUCUAUUGGAGGAAAAACCAUGGCAAUAAAGACUACAGGAUAAACCGUGCCUUAGCAUUCCUGGAUUAUGAGGACAAAGUAGUGAAGCAAAGUGUGCCCACUUCAGAGCUGCCACCAUGGGUCCAUUACCCAGAUGUGGAGAGAGUGGAGUGGCUGAAUAAGACAGUGAAGCAGAUGUGGCCGUUUAUCUGCCAGUUUGUGGACAAACUGUUCAGAGAGACCAUCGAGCCAGCGGUGAAGAGUGCCAACCCUCAUCUCAGCACCUUCUGCUUCACCAAGAUUGACAUGGGCGACAAGCCGCUGAGAGUCAACGGGGUGAAAGUUUACACGGAGAAUGUGGACAAGAGACAGGUCAUCAUGGACCUGCAAGUCAGCUUUGUCGGAAAUACAGCAAUUGACGUGGACAUCAAGAAAUACUAUUGCAGAGCUGGAAUCAAAAGUAUACAGCUUCACGGAAUGAUGAGAGUGGUAAUGGAGCCUCUGCUGGGGGACAUGCCUCUGAUCGGAGCCCUGUCCGUCUUUUUCCUCAAGAAACCAUUGCUGGACAUCAAUUGGACAGGACUCACAAACAUGCUGGACAUUCCUGGUCUAAAUGGUUUGUGUGACAACAUUAUCCAGGACAUCAUCUACAACUUUGUGGUCCUCCCCAACCGCAUCACCAUCCCUCUGGUGGGAGAGGCCCAGCUGGCCCAGCUACGCUUCCCAAUACCCAAGGGUGUCCUGAGGAUCCACUUUAUCGAGGCCCAGGACCUGCUGGGUAAAGACAAGUUCCUAGGAGGGCUCAUCAAAGGCAAGUCAGACCCAUACGGAGUCAUCCAUGUUGGGACCCAGCUCUUCCAGAGCAAGGUCAUCCACGAGACCGUCCACCCGAAAUGGAAUGAAGUAUACGAGGCCUUGAUCUAUGAAAAUACAGCACAGAAUGUGGAGAUUGAGCUGUUUGAUGAAGACACUGACAAAGACGACUACCUGGGAAGUCUGUUGAUCGACGUGGCCGAGCUCCAGAAGGAACAGAAGGUCGAUGAGUGGUUUGUGAUGGAAGACGUGGCUACAGGGAAGCUGCACCUCAAACUGGAGUGGUUGUCUCUGCUGCCCACACCUGAGAAGAUGGACCAGGCACUAAUGAGCAUCAAAGCUGAUCGUGGUCAAGCCAAUGAUGGCCUGUCGUCUGCGCUGCUGGUCGUCUUCCUUGAUUCAGCCAGAAACCUGCCGAGCGUCUUCGAGGGGAACUUGGGCUCUGGCUACUUAAAAGAGAGGCGAGCGGCGGGCCUUGUGUUUUGCGAGAACACUGCCUCUCUCUAUAGGACCUUAUUUCGCAAUCCGUUAGAGUUCAACCAAGCGGGGCUGAAGAAGGCCUCGAUCAGUAAGGCCAUCAAGUCUGGCAAAAAAGUGACCAGCGAUCCCAGUCCGUUUGUCCAGUUCACAGUGGGACACAAGUCCUACGAGAGUAAGACAAGAUAUAAGACUAAUGAACCUGUGUGGGAGGAAUCCUUCACCUUCCUCAUCCAUAACCCCAAAUGUCAAGAGCUGGAGGUUGAGGUGAAGGAUGAGAAACACGAGUGUUCACUUGGGACGUUAACGCUGCCUCUGAGUCGCCUGCUGGAGGCCGAGGACAUGACGCUGAACCAGCGCUUUCCCCUGAGGAACUCCGGACCGAGCUGCACCCUCAAGAUGAAGAUGGCUCUGCGGGUGCUGUGCUUGGAUAAGAGCACUUCCUCAUCCUCAGACUCCACCCCAUCAUCCGUGCAAGUCCGCAAGAACAGCUCCAGCAACCAAACCCCUCGGCCCUCCGUCUCCUCUGGCUCCCCCGCAGCUCCCUCCUCCUCCACCUCCGACAUCCCCCGCUCUUCUUCCGUGUCAGCCCAGGACCUGCUAAACCGACGGAAGGAGGCGGAGGACCCCUUUAGGUCUCCUGGAAGCACAGACUUGGGGCAGGGCAGUGGAAGAGGAGGAAGUCAGGGCCUGGCGGAGACUGGGAGGAGCACCUCCAACCUGGCCAUCUCUGGUUCCCAGCAGUACCUUGCUGGAGGCAAGGAACCAACGCCCAGCAUCGCCUCAGAUAUCUCCAACCCCUACGCUGCUCAGGAGCUGCAGCAGAGACUUCAGCAGCUGCAGAAUGGUUCAGGCCCCAGUUAUUUCCCGCUAGGUGAGAUCCAGCUGACAGUCAGACACAGCUCCCAGAGGAACAAACUCAUUGUGGUCGUGCACGCCUGCAGAAACCUGAUAGCAUUCACAGAUCACGGCUCAGAUCCUUACGUUCGCCUCUACCUGCUUCCUGACAAACGGAGGUCGGGCAGGAGGAAAACUCACACGUUCAAGAAAACCCUCAAUCCAAUUUACGAUCAGACGUUUGAGUUCAGUGUUUCCCUCGUGGAGCUCCACAGGCGGACUCUGGAUGUCGCAGUGAAGAACAGUGGAGGUCUGCUCUCCAAACACAAAGGCCUUCUGGGAAAGGUACUGGUGGAGUUGACCCAUGAGGACAUCAGUAAGGGCUGGACACAAUGGUUUGAGCUGAGUGAAGACGGCCUGUCGAAGCCUCACCAACUCUAAACGGCAACGAGAGAAACCAUCAUCAUCACCAUAAUUAUUAUCAUCACUACCAUCAUAUCGCCACACUUCCACUUAAGUUGACAGUACGGCUUUUUGUUGUUGUUGUUUUUUAUCAUUACUUGUAAGUGUAUCAAAAGAAACAGAGAAGCAGCUUUUGACAUUCAUUUAAUCAUAUCAGUCGCAAGGCAAACCUCCCCUUUAAGAAGUGAAAGGCUGAUAGCCUAAAGGGAGUAUACAACAAGUAGAAUACUAUAUAUUAUACAAUGUACUGCUGUGGAAAUCUAUAUUCCGUAAUUAUAGGAGAAACUAUAACAGCUGUAGAGGAAGACAAUCUAUUUUUUUGCUGUUGCAGCAGUUUGAUAAAGAAAGACAAUGUACAAGUUUGUAAAUAUAAACGUGAUGAUGCUGGACAAAACAGACGCUGUGUUCUAGAGAUAAGAGAGGGGCGUCUCUUAUUUGGCCAAAUGAUUGUUUUUAUGUUAUUUGAUUACUUUUUUUUUUUUCAAUGAAAAACAUUCUGGACAAAGUUUCUGAAGCGGAGCAGACGGGCAGUCGCAGGGAAAGACGCCACCAAAGAGAACAGAAGUAUUUAAUUUUUUUGCCCUUUUGGGUUUUGGUAACACAGCUUUACCUUGGCUUUAUUCCACUGUAAGAAUUUGUGUAUUAACCACGUGAAAAGAACUGUAGGUACAAAAAUAUUGUGCCAACCCAUUUGUACCCAAAGACUGUGUUAAGUACGAUAAGAAAAAAAUCACUUUUGACUGAUUUUGAAAAAAGGAAAUUCCAAAUUUCAGUCUCCGGCACGAAUGUGAUGCAAAUAUGAGCUCUUUUAGUUCUUUUUCAUCUGUUAAUAUACCUGUUGUUAAACUGAAAUAAUGCCAUUGUUAGGUGUGACCUGUUUGUUUUUUAAAGUGAAUAUUUGCACAUCUGUGUGUUUGGGGAACAUUUUUAUGCUUAGGUGCAAUUUAAACAUUGCCUAAAUUCCUCUAGGAGAAAAAAAGUCUGUUUUAGUGAGUAAUUCUUAUCUUAAAUUUAACAGUUUUUAAAGGAAUAAUUUGACAUUUUGGCGUUAACAUUCUUAUAGAGAGUGUUAGAUGAGAAAAUAACACUCUUAUGUCUGUUAGUUAUAUAUGACAUUACAGGCAGGAGUUGGUUAGCUUAGCUUAGCACAAAGACUUGAAACAGGGAAACAGCUAGCCUCUAAAGCUCACUAUUGGUACAUUAUAUUUUAUUUGCUUAAAUCCAAACAAAACAAUAGUUUAACAUAUAAAUCAGUGAGCUUCAGAGGUGCAGGUACACAGUUUUUUUUUACUUUCAGACCAAGCAAAGCUAGCUGUUUCCACCUGUUUACAGUCUGUAUGCUCAGCUAAGCUAACUUGUUGCUGCUGGCUUUAUGUUAAACAGUGUCAUUGAUCUACUCAUCCAGCUGUUUCUAAGAAAAGGAAACUAGUAUGUUUGCUAAAAUGUUAAAGUAUUUCUCCAAGUCGAAUAAUGCAUUAACAUGAACCGUAUUUAAAAAUGAAGUGAUUAAUUUAUCACAUACAUUUUCUUCAUUCUAAAGCCACUAUGAAUAGAAGUGUCUGCACUGGCGCCCUCCAGUGGUAAAACCAAAAAAAAAAAGGCACUGUGACAACUAUACUUAAAAUUCUCAAAUUAAUUCAUAUUUUUUAAUUCAAUGGCAGACAGAACAAGACCUUUAUUUGGACCAUGCUUUUAUGUUUAACUUCCCCUGUUCCCAAGGUAACACAAACUUCCUCCUUGUUUAUCUGUCGUGUCGAAAAAUUUGGUUAAUAAUGUAUAUUUUCACAUUAAUAGCCGACAUAUCCUCACCUCUCUGAUGCUUUGAAGUUUUGUGUAGUUUAUCUCGAGCAAUGUUAAGCAACUGUCAAGAAAACUCAUCACUUCCUGGAAAGUUUUCAUAUUAAAAGUCUUUCAGUUUGCCUUUAUAACCAAUCUUUUUAUUUUAAACAAACAAACUAAAAAACAGGAAUAAAUUGAGUGAGUGAGGACAGUAUUUGUAAAAAAGGAAAAAGAAAGUGUGUGGAAAUGUUGAAUUCACCACGAGUUAUUUUUGUAUCCAGUCUUUAUUUGGCCGACCAGUAUUUACCAUUAUUACAUAAGAAUUAUCGGUUUACGCACCCGCACAAUCACUGAGAUAAAUUAUCUGAAAGCACCCCAAGGACCGCUCCAAUUUCUACAAACAAAAACUUAUAAGUAAUUUGAAAGAUGAUUUAUUCAGAAAAAAAAAAUUCUACAAAUAGUGGCUUUAAAAACUAAGAAAAUUUAACAUUUACAAAAAUUAGACAUUUGGAUUAAACGGGCUUUGUUGUUGGUUUUGUUGUGGCGUUCACUGCAGGGUGUUUGUCAUCGUUUCAGAGGUUGAUAUGCCGAUAAUUUCCGCUGCAAUCAUUCUAAGUUGUUGACAUUUUGUUAAUAAAUCAACAUUGGUCUUAAUGGUCAUGAAGUGUCAUUUUCAACAUGUUGUGUCUCAUAUGAACAAACUAUGCAUGGUCUAAAUCGAGACACACACUCUUGUUGAAAAUGACAUUUGUUUUGUUUUGUGUACAUACAAUUUUUUCACGCACAUCAUAUUUAACACUGCUUUGACUUUACAGCACUUGCUCGGAAGGGAUUUAUAUCAGUAACAAAUACAUCAUUCUCGCUAUCAAACACAAAUGAAUGCAUAUGUUAUCCAUGUGGCCCUUCAAAGCCAAAGAGCAGCGAUGUUGUGUUGAUACAAGGGAGGCAAAUGUGACCCUUGACCUUCAAAACACAGACUUUUGCCUUGUUGUGUGCAUAUCAAGAAAGUAUUUUACACAUAUGUAUGUUAACUGUGGCGUUCUGCAUUUUCUGUUUUUUAAUGUUGUUUUUUUUAUUUGUGUUUUGCAGCUUUCGCCCUCUUUGUCUUGUUCUGUGUUUUAUUUUGUAAGAAUCAAAAGAUUUGUGUGUAAGCCAUUGGAUUCGAGAGCUGUCCCUCUGUGGUGGACUUUGUCCUCUGAAAGGCGGUUUGUUUUCUCCGUCUACUUAAUUUAUCUUGUGCCUUAAAGAUUCACACAACCUGGUGAUAUUUCCAUGUAUAAAAAGAACCAACGAAAUGCUUCAGUAGUUUCCCAUGUUUCAGAAUGUCUCCGUAAUGUCUUUUAAAACAAAUAAAGAGCUUUAGCUGGUGAUAGCAGCAUGAAGCUGUACAGCAC
Molecule: messenger RNA, 6166 nt
Organism: Epinephelus lanceolatus (giant grouper)
Lineage: Eukaryota; Metazoa; Chordata; Actinopteri; Perciformes; Serranidae
Gene: esyt2a
Product: extended synaptotagmin-like protein 2a
Biological process (GO): lipid transport
Cellular component (GO): endoplasmic reticulum membrane
Molecular function (GO): phosphatidylcholine binding; calcium-dependent phospholipid binding; calcium ion binding
Source: RefSeq, a predicted model, not a curated record